This is a messenger RNA of Armigeres subalbatus, 4317 nucleotides long. Its product is annotated as plexin domain-containing protein 2. Lineage: Eukaryota; Metazoa; Arthropoda; Insecta; Diptera; Culicidae. The transcript has 8 exons. The record is from RefSeq and is a predicted model, not a curated record. The coding region runs from base 486 to 2306 and encodes 606 amino acids.
UGUGUGUCUUCCGCUGGUCGUCUAGCCGCGUCGUCAGUAGUCAGUCGAGAAGGUGUUCGAAUAGACAUCGUCGGUGAAGCAGUACCGUCGUCGUCGAGUGUGAAGUCGAGUUUCGUUUUGCGUUGUGCGAAGUGGCGGCCGUCCCUCUCCGCUUUGCAUGCGUCCCGUCCCGUCCACACAAGAUAGAGCUGAGCUGUGAUCCAUGCAAUCUAGUCGUCAUCACCGUCGUCGGCAGUGGAUCUAGAUCGUGAUUCGUGGUCGAUUUUUGGGAGCCGUUCUGGGAGUUUGGAGUGGAUUAUUCCGGAAAUUAGGUGGUGUUCGUUGUGCAAGAAGGGGUUCAGUUGGGGGAUUUGAGUGAAAUAAAAGGAAAAAGUGCAGCAAAAGUGGCCAACAGUUGGUGGGUUUAGUGCAAUUCAGGGUGAGAAGAAAACGGUGUGGGGUCAGUUCCUCCCCCCUCUUGACCAGUCCGGUUCGGAUUGAAAAUAAUGGCGAAUAUCCAUGAUGGUGUUGUGCUCAAAGGUGCACUUUUUCUGCUGAUUUUGUUAGCCGAUUGCGGUGUGAACUAUGCGGAAGAUUCUGCCACAGCUGCCCGUGUGAGGCGACAAUCAGACCCAGAGAAGAAACCCCCAGCUGAAUCGCCCCCUCUGGUGGACACAUCUCAGCCGAUCAACCAAAAGGCUCCUGUCAACGAAAACAAAACCAGUGCAGCGAAGCAGAAGCUGCUGAAUGAGAAUCUGACCGGCAAGAAGCUGGCCAGUCUAAACGGAACCACCUAUACCGACCACCUACUCGGGUUCAAUGGAACCGGGCAGCGAAGGGACUAUAACAUCGUAUCGAUGAAACCCGGAGCAGAACCGACCACAAUCCCCACCGUCGUCGGCGCAGGUAGCAGUAACGUUUCGAUUGAAUCAGUUGCCAGCAGCAGUAGUGAUGGCAAAAGUAAACUGAUAGCGAAACUUUUCUCCGCAGCAGAUAGCAGCAGCACUGGGAAUGCAUCGGCGACCACCACUACGGUGGAUCCGCUGAGUGCGGCCAUCAAUAUCGACACGGUGGAACAGCCGGAGUCCGAGCUAAAUGCCACGCUCCAUAAUUACAACAUCACAAAAACGCAGGAAGAUUACCACACUUAUUACAACAGCGUGUGGACGACAGACAAGAAUGCCAGCGAUGCCUAUUGGAAGCGGCUGGAUAACAUGAACGUGAGCAGUUUGCUGUCUAACUCGCAUCGACGAGCUACGACUGUCCUGCUGUCCUUCGAUUUUGCGUACUAUGGUUAUCCCAUCCGGAACAUCACUAUCGCCACCGGUGGGUUCCUGUACACAGGUGACUACGUGCACUCGUGGCUUGCCUCGACGCAGUACAUCGCCCCGCUUAUGGCCAAUUUCGAUACGACACUUUCCAGCGAUUCGUUUGUGAAGUUCCGUGAUGAUGGUGAAACCUUUACGGUAGUGUGGGAGAAUGUAUCGCUGCAGGAUCGACCCGAAAAUGGUUCAUUCACGUUUAGUGCCACGCUGAACAAGUCCGGCGACAUUGUGUUCGCCUAUCAGACGAUUCCCAUUGAUAUCCAGCAAAUCUACGAUGACAAACAUCCGGUCAAAGUGGGACUGUCGGAUGCGUACAUCAUCGAUAAGACCAUUUUCCGCACCAAGCAGAAAACAAUCUACGAAUAUCACAAAGUCAACUUUGCCCGCGAGAAAGUUCAGAACAACACACUGAUUACCCUCUAUGCUCAGCCCACAUGUUACAGCUUUAAGGACUGUCAAUCAUGUAUGAAUCAUGAGGGUGCUGAGUUCAAGUGCAUUUGGUGUCCCACAUUGAACCGCUGCUCCACGGGAGUUGAUCGUAAGCGACAAGACUGGAUCCAGAAAGGGUGCGACAAAAAUCAAAUCAUGGAAAUAGCCUACUGCCCAGCCCUCGGCCAGAAGGGCAACAACUACGGUGAACCGAUUGAGAUCAGCACCGAAGGGAACGACACCAACGGAACCUAUCGGCACGAGGCCGAAAUCCCGCCCUCCAAGGGCAGCACCAAUAAGAGCAAAUCGGAGCUGCACCCGUCCAGUGGCGAAGACGGUGUGAACAAGGUUCCGGCGUUCCACGCGGCCAUGGAGCCGGAAAACUCAAACAGCAGCCUGCUGGUGUCGAUGAUGGUCAUCUGUGGUAUCCUGCUGGGCUGCGGAUGUUGGGUAUUUUACGCGUACCGAAAUCCGCACACCAAGAGCGGUCAGCUGUUAAUUAGAUACCGCCCGAACAAAUGGUCCUGGCGACGAGGAGAGGCCCGCUAUACGGCCGCCACGAUCCACAUGUGAGAACGGCAUCACGAUCAUGACCGCCGCCACCAGCACCAUCACCAUCAACUGCACCAUCAGCAACCGCUGUACCACCCGCAGCAUCCCGAGUACCAUCGACCGUUGGGCAUGCUGAACAUGGUCGGCAACGAGGAGGAACGCCUUCUCAGCUAUCUGUACCAACUGGACGAGCCGGGGGAUGCCGGGCUGGAGGUUGCCGAUUACACUUUCACGACGGACCUAGGCGACUGAAUUGGCGUGUGUAUGAGGGGAUGUGCCUACAAAAGUGUGGGAAGGUUGAAAAAAAAAAGAGUGCGUGCAUGUGAGAAUGGGUGAGACAACUCCUUUGUUAUGUUUCUAUUUUAUGAAAACCGACGCUGAAAAAAAUACUUAACCCUUUUCCCGAAGAUGAUAGGAGCAAGUCCAGGGGUGUGGAUCCCGCCUUAUAUUCCUAAAUCAAAAACAAAAUUUAUAUUAGUGUUUUGUUUUCUAUAAUCUAUCUUUCAAUCAGUUGUAGUGAUAUUUACACCUUUAAUUUAGCUAAAAAGAUAAUCUGUUCAGUCCAGUAAUUUAAGUAAGAACCUAUUGUGAAAAUGAUAAGUUUACCCUUCUUCCCAUUUCGUGCAAUUUUUCUCGUAAAAUUCCUUUGUUUUUCCCAGGAAUAAAAUAUCAUUCAGUAUCACUAAUUGCGACUGACAAAUAUUGUCAUAAACCAGAGCAACUUGAAAUACGUUGUGAUACCUAUUAAUUCUCUUUUAAAGACAUUUACACAUGUAAGUUUCGAAUUUGGCAGACUAAAUUUGGCACUCGAAUCGGAUCUCUCUUUAAGAAUCCACAAAUUAAAUUAGACAGUGGAAAAUGUUUUUUGAAACAAAUAGCUUUCAUAUUUUGUAAGCGGUUUCCACUAUUUUAAACAUCUCACAUAACACAUCACCUGAAAAGCAUAAUCAACUAUAUUUCGAAGAAACAGAGAGAGAACUUGAAAAAGCCUAUACUACAUGUGUAGAAUGAAGAUAAACUUACUAGUAACAAUAUUAGUUAUACUGUUAAGGAAAAGUAGACACAGACACUUUUAGAAAACACUUGGAAAAGUAAAACUGCAAUUUUAAUCGCUUAGCUUUAGGUAACACAAACUGAAAAGCAGAUGGCACGCACUUAAUUGUAUUUAGAAAUAAAGAUAAAACGAAAACUGCUAUGUAACUAAAACACAACUGCGCAAUUGCUAACUUACACGGAUUGCGACGCUUCUAUCCAACGCCGGCAUCAAAAAGUGACCUUUAGGGCCUUCUAAAUUCGAGAGUGUUUGCAAUCAAACAGCUUGGGGUCACUUUGAGCAAAUCAUAGUGGAGCUUUCUACUGUUUUUGUUUUAAAUCACAGUUUACUGGGAAAUACUCUAAAUCGUAAUACAAAUCAGAAAUAUUAAAAGUUAUAUCAUGAAACGCGACCGUCCCCAUGAUCUUCGGGUUGAAAUGAUAGAGUUGUUAUGACGGUUCAUAUAAAGAAUGUUGCACUAUUCAAUCAAUUUUUACUCGAUUUCUUACAAUUAUGUAAAAUAUGACUACAUUUCUAACAGUGUUUUUUAAAAUUUUCGGAUUUUUUUUUCAAACCUGGAAAUAAUUAUAGUGCCUUAAAAUGAUCGAGUAAAUUAGUCCAGAUGUUGCCUUUGUUCCUUUCGGUUUUUGAUUCUGCUUUGAAUAUGCUCAUAACUUGCAUAUAAUUUGAACUUCUUCAUAGAGUGAUGAGAAACAAUUCCCCCAGGUGUGAGCAUUGUAAGGUCACAAACUCGAUCCGUCUACUGAGCCUCUAGUUUGUACAAUGAGAACAAUAAUUAAUAUUUUUCCUCCUAGACUUUGGAUCGAGCUCAAAGUACUAAUUUAUCAUCCGAUUUCGACGAAGAAAAUGUCUUAGAAUGCAGUAAACUGUUUUUGGUUUCGCAAGCACAGCCGUACUCAGAGAAGACGUUCAGUAAAAGUAGGGCAGUAGAUAAAAACAAGUGGAAAGGAAAGACCGAAAUAAACCGGUUGAAAGUAA